Molecule: messenger RNA, 680 nt
Organism: Cantharellus anzutake
Lineage: Eukaryota; Fungi; Basidiomycota; Agaricomycetes; Cantharellales; Hydnaceae
Exons: 3
Coding region: 48-542 (164 amino acids)
Source: RefSeq, a predicted model, not a curated record
CCCCCUAGCACCUACAUCUGAGACUAAGCAAUUCUUUAAAAGUUACAAUGCGAUUCUGGAGUGCCUUUGUCCCACUUACCGCCCUACUUCCCAUCGUCACGGCUCGUUUCCACUAUGGCCUGGUCUCUCAGGGCGAUAACGCGUUCCAAGUGUCAGGGGGUAUUGUCCCUUCGCUCAUAGCGGCCGACUGCAAACAAAUGAUACUUUAUGGGCUUGCGCAAAAUAUUUCUCCCUACGCAACACCAAAUGGGAGUCAGUGGACCGCCAUCGUCUGUGACAGGACGGUUACCAUGAAUCAGUCUGACCCUGAGCACCCCACGUGGACGGACACGGUUGGAGGUGGGGGAAAUUGCCAACGGAUAUGGAAUCAGACAGCUGUAUGCACCCCCUACUAUCCGGCGGAUAAUUCGACGUGGAGCUGGGAAGAUAAUGGCUGGUGCGAGUCUGAUUUCGACUGCUACGCGGACCUGGGGGAUAUGCGGGGGAUACGCGGGGACCAACUAGGAACGAGUGAGAAAGGUUGUAGGGAAUUUUCUUACUAGGGGAAUGAGGUCGGGCUAGUACAGGGGGCUAUUUAUCUGUGGAACGACCUAAUAUUCGAGUUCUUUUCGUUAUUACAUAACAUACACUGUGACGACUCACGUUGUUGAACUUGCGUUAUGUCACAUCUUUUUACCAUG